UUUUGAGAGCUUUUUUCACGAGACCAUAGCACAGGAAUAUGUAUGUAUACUGUUUCUAAACCUACUUUCAGAUUUGGGGAAAAAAACCCCUUUUUCCUUUCGUCUUGUCUAUUGACAUGGCGAGUUGCUGUUGGUCAAUCAUCAUCGAGCUAUCAUCGGUUUAUUCAAUAAUCAUGGCAUCAUCGAGUAACAUCAUACAAGCAAUGAGUAAUAUUAUAUUGGAGGACGAGGAUGGGGGAAUCGCGAUCGAAGCGGUGGAGGGCGGAGAGAAAACAGAGUUGGCACAUGGAUUCGAUGCGAAACAUGGCAUUAUGAAGGCCCGGAAGGAGAAUAUAUAUCAGAGAGAUACGCACCCUAAAUCUUCUCAAAAAUAAAUGACUGAUUUUUUUUUACAAAAUAAAUGACUGAUUUUAAUUGGUUGGUUUAUUUGCAUAAGGAAGUUUUCAUUAUAUUUGUGUAAGUGGAACCAAUUAAAUAUUGUCACGUAGGAUUUGGGAAAAAAUGAGGAACAAUUUUGAGAUAUCUAACAUUUUCCAUCAUGGAGAUAAUAUAUCUAUUUUUUUGUUUAAAUUUUUAGUGUUAAAUGUUGAUGGUCGUGAUGAAUAGGAUAUUAUUACUCAUGCUGUUAUUUUAUACAUGCUAUGAUACUGGCAGUUCAUAGACAAAAAGUACGAGUUCACUCAGAUUGCUAGAGAUGAACUCAGCCACCAAGGAGAAAUGUCAUUUAUCAUGCAAAUAAAAUGAACCAACUGUUAUAGUCUCAUGUAAGAAAUAUUCUAAUAUUCCAGUAUCUUCAUAACAGAUUCGAUUCUUUAAGUGAUAAACAAAUACGCAUGUCCUAUAAAUUUCGGAAUAUUAUGAUAUUCGAUCUAGAUAUCAUCAAUAUUUGACUCGUAAUCUUUGUUUGUCAGACGAAGUUGACAAAAUUGAUUUAGUACAAUGUAGGAAGUAGAUGAGAAUGGCUCACCAGUUUACUAAGUCGUCGUGGUAUGCAGACAAUCGGAAGAAUAAAAUGAGAGAUGAUCAGGACACUCGCACUUCUAUAAGAUCGGAUUUACCUUUCAUUCCUAUGAAUAUAUUUGUCUCUUCCCCUUUCAUUCCGAAAAAAGAAAUCUUUGAGCUGUAAAAAUUAACCAGUUAUCUUGAUUCUUUCGGCGCAAUAGCAUUAUAGCCCAUUUUAUUAGGCCGCUCUGCCUCGAAUAUGCUUAUUAAUCUGUCCGUUUUUGCUCAACAGUGUGUGACUACAUAGAUGCUAGACAGGGAUACAUAUAACUGUCAUUCUUGUUGAAUUUUACUAGAAAAAAUUUAGGUACAUUUACAUACUUGCUUUGUAGUUGUGUAUGUAUGUGAUUCUACUAAUCAUAUGGGAGCUGGCAUGCUGAGUUAUGCUGAUGGAAUCGACAAGCUGCUGUUGUUCUUCGGGACAAUAGGAUGCAUAGGAGAAGGGAUGAUGAUCCCUGCUACGAUGCUCAUACUCAGUGAUAUGAUCAGUAGUUUAGCACAAGCUGAUUCUGGAGACAGAUCUAACUCUUCAUAUGAUGCUCCAAACGUGUAUGCACUCAGGUUAGUUUAUGUUGCUGUUGGAGUUGGAGUAGCUGCUUUUGUAGAUGGAAUAUGUUGGACAAGAACCGCAGAGAGGCAAACAUCACGAAUGAGAGUCGAAUAUUUGAGAUCAAUCCUCAGUCAAGAAGUUGGUUUUUUUGAUGAACACGCAGGUUCUUCUACGACCUUUGAUGUCAUCUCCAGCAUCUCAGUCGAUGCUUAUUCUAUUCAAAAUGUUAUAGCUGAGAAGAUACCUCUGUGCAUUGCUCAAUUCUCAAUGUUCAUCCUCUGCUUCAUAUGUGGUUUCGUACUGUCAUGGAGACUAGCACUGGCCAGCAUCCCGUUGACAAUUGUAUUUAUAAUUCCUGGAGUAGGAUUUGGUAAACUAAUGAUGAAUCUCGGGAAGGAGAUUACUGAUGCCAAUGGGGUAGCUGGUGCGAUUGCAGAACAGGCAAUCUCCUCAAUCCGAACUGUGUAUUCAUGUGUUGGGGAAAACCAAACAUUGGACAGGCUCAACGAAGCAUUUGAAAACUGUAUGGAGCUUGGGAUACAACAAGGUUUAACAAAAGGGCUGCUUAUAGGAUGCAUGGGCGUAAUUUAUGCAGCUUGGGGCUGUCAAGCUUGGAUUGGGAGUCUUCUUAUAACUCAACGAGGGGAGAAUGGUGGCCAAGUAUUCAUAUCUGGUUUGUGCAUUUUUGUAGGAGGAGUGGCAGCUAUGAGUGCUCUCCCAAACAUCUCAUUCUUUGCGGAGGCAAGGGCAGCUGCUUUAAGGAUUUCAGCGACAGUUAAUAGAGUUUCUCUGAUUGACCUUGAAGAUGAAGGACAAAUUUUAGAUGCAGCAAGACUAGAUGUUGCGUUUGUAGAUGUUUCUUUUAGUUAUCCAUCCAGGCCCAGUACCAUGAUCCUUGAAGGUUUUAAUCUCAAAGUUGGUGGUGGGGAGACUUUAGGACUUGUUGGAACCAGUGGUUGUGGCAAGUCCACAGUCAUUUCUUUGCUCGAAAGGUUGUAUGAUCCUGUCAAAGGUGACAUCCUUAUUAAUGGGUCCAAUGUAAAGAGCUUAUCUUUAAAAUGGUUAAGAUCUCAAAUGGGGCUGGUGAGUCAAGAGCCAAUUCUCUUUGCAACAUCAAUCAAGGAAAAUAUUAUGUUUGGAAAGGAAGGGGCAUCUAUGGAAAUCAUUAUCAAAGCAGCUCAUGCUGCGAAUGCUCAUAAUUUUAUCAGCAGUUUACCUGAAGGAUAUGAUACUCGAGUAGGGCAGUCUGGGGUGCAACUAUCUGGUGGCCAAAAGCAGAGAAUAGCAAUAGCAAGGGCUUUAAUCAGGGACCCAAAGAUCCUUCUGCUUGACGAGGCUACAAGUGCAUUAGAUGCACAAUCUGAAAAGGUAGUGCAAGAAACUCUGGAUCAGGCUUCAGUUGGAAGGACAACAAUAGUCAUUGCUCACCGCCUUGCCACAGUCCAUCGAGCUCAUAACAUAGCAGUUCUUCAGUCUGGGAGAGUAAUAGAACUUGGAACUCAUACUGAACUAAUGCAAAUGAACAAUAAAGGAGGGGCCUAUCGGAGAAUGGUUCAAAUGCAACAAACAAACCGGGAUGACAAAUCUAGCACUUACUAUAACUCAGAAGGAGCUAAAAACAAUUUCAGGAACAGAAACAUGAAAUUAUCAAAGGUUGCGAGGAACAAGCAGUCACCAAAGAUUUCUGUCAAUUCAAGCUCGGGCAUUAUAAGCAGUCCUUCAAUAUCAUUUGUUGAGUUAACGCCAUUUGAUAUCCUUCCUGCCAAUAAUAGAGAGGACGUGGACUUGAUAAAUUCCUCAAACACUUCUUAUUUGAAAUUGAGUUUGUUGAAAUUGAAUGCACCUGAGUGGAAAGAGAUGUUGCUAGGCUGUUUAGGAGCUGCUGGUGCUGGUGCAAUUCAGCCUGUCUUCUCUUAUUUCUUGGGAUCACUUGUUUCAGUAUACUUUCUACCGGAAAAUUCAAAGAUAAAAUCAGAGAUUAAAUUGUAUAUAUACAUCUUCUUAUACCUUGCAGUGUUUAACUUCCUUUGCAGUAUCCUCCAACACUAUGAUUUUGGAGUCAUGGGUGAGAGGUUGACCAAAAGAUUUCGAGAGAAGGUGCUUACAAAUCUGUUUACUUUUGAAAUAGGAUAUUUUGACAGGGAUGAAAACUCAAGCGCAGCAAUAUGUGCAAGAAUAACUACAGAAGCUAGCAAGGUCAGGUCUCUCAUAGGAGAUCGAAUGUCAUUGUUGGUUCAGGCCAUCUUGAAUGCUUCAAUGUCAUACACACUUGCACUAAUUGCAACAUGGAGGUUAGCCAUUGUUUUGAUUGCCAUGCAGCCUCUACUCAUAGGGAUUUUCUAUGGAAAGGCAUCGCUAAUGAAGAUAUUAUCUGAAAAAACCCGAAUUGCUCAAAAUGAAGGAAGCAAACUAGCCCGUGAAGCAGUUGUCAAUCAUAGAACUAUAACUGCAUUCUCAUCUCAAAAAAGAUUGCUGAGCUUAUUUUCCUUAGCAAUGGAAGGACCUAGGAAGCAAAGCAAACUUUUUUCAUGGAUCACCGCAAUGGGGUAUUUCUGUGUCCAUUUCCUGACAACAAUAUCUGUCGUUGUAACAUUCUGGUAUGGAGGAAGACUUCAAAGUCAAGGAUUGUUGCAGUCAAAAAACCUUUUUCAAGCUUUUUUUGUUUUGAUGGCAAGCGCUAAAACAAUAGCAGAAGCAGGUAGCAUGAGUUCAGAUUUAGCCGAAAGUAGCAGUGCAAUCAGUUCGUUAUUUAGGAUUCUUGACCGGAAGAGUGAACUUGAACCUGAGGAUCCAAAAGGAAUCAUAGUCGAAGAGACAAUGAAGGGUAAUAUAGAAAUAAACAACAUCUUCUUUGCAUAUCCGUCAAGACCUGAACAAAUGAUCCUCAAAGGGUUGAAUCUUAAGAUUGAUGCUGGAAAGACAGUUGCUCUCGUGGGACAAAGUGGUUCAGGAAAGUCCACUAUUAUUGGACUGAUUGAAAGAUUUUAUGAUCCAUUAAAAGGGUCAAUUUUGAUAGAUAAACGCGACGUAAAGAGCUACAACUUGAGAAGUCUGAGAUCACAUAUUGCAUUAGUGAGUCAAGAGCCAACACUUUUGGGCGGGACAAUUCUGCAGAACAUUGUGUAUGGAAAAGAAAAUGCCACAGAAGCUGAAAUAAGGGAAGCAUCGCGUCUUGCCAAUGCUGAUGAAUUCAUUAGCUCAAUGAAAGAUGGAUACAACACAUAUUGCGGUGAAAGAGGCGUCCAGCUAUCAGGGGGAGAGAAACAACGAAUAGCACUCGCCCGAGCAAUACUGAAGAAUUCAAGAAUCCUUCUCCUAGAUGAAGCAACUAGUGCACUAGAUAGUAUUUCCCAAAACAUAGUACAAAAGGCAUUGAAGAAAAUGAUGGUGGAUCGUACGUGUAUAGUUAUAGCUCACCACUUAUCUACUAUCCGUAAAUCAGAUUCCAUCGCUGUGAUCAGCAAUGGAAAAAUUGUCGAACAAGGAUCUCAUUCAGAUCUUCUUGCUCUUGGCGAGGCUGGUUCUUACUGCUCUUUAGCAAAGCUACAGAGGGGGAUGACAUGACAUAUUUAUAAAUUGAGCUCAGUUUUGAGUUUGUUAUGUGGAGUUACAUUAUUAUAAUGUCCUAUGUCUCUUGAUUCGGCUGCAACAAGAAAGUAUCAAACUCAACAUCUUUUAGCCUUGAGGGUAAGCAUCAAUGUGAGACGAUUAUGUAAAAAUGAGAUAUUAAAUUUAGAAGUUCUCAAAAAUUAUUAAAAUGGCGA
This is a messenger RNA of Daucus carota subsp. sativus, 5316 nucleotides long. RefSeq names its product putative multidrug resistance protein. Gene Ontology annotation, molecular function: ABC-type transporter activity; ATP binding; ATP hydrolysis activity. Gene Ontology annotation, cellular component: plasma membrane. The coding region runs from base 1364 to 5116 and encodes 1250 amino acids. Gene Ontology annotation, biological process: transmembrane transport. The transcript is spliced from 7 exons. The record is from RefSeq and is a predicted model, not a curated record. Lineage: Eukaryota; Viridiplantae; Streptophyta; Magnoliopsida; Apiales; Apiaceae.